Molecule: messenger RNA, 315 nt
Organism: Ostreobium quekettii
Lineage: Eukaryota; Viridiplantae; Chlorophyta; Ulvophyceae; Bryopsidales; Ostreobiaceae
Source: the annotation of a GenBank genome assembly
AUGCGGUGGUCCAGGCGCAGCAGGCGAGGCAGGGUCGAAUCGCAGGGCCAGCGGGGCGGCUCGCCAGCCGGCGGGCGUCGCGAGGGGGAUGCCGAUCGGGGGGCUGGGCGGCCGGGAUGCGCGUGCUUCGGCUGGGGCCGCCGCUGGAGCGGGUGCCCCGGCGCCGGGAGGAGGUGGCGACCGGCCGGCGGUGAAGGCGAUCUGAUUGGCGGCUUGCUGAGCGGAUGCGGGGGUGAUGAGGAGGUGGAUAAGGACAAGAAGGUGUUUUUGGGCCAACAAUGUUGUGGGCAUGGCCGGGAAUGGUGCAAGAAGUAA